GUUGUCUUUGCUGUGCAGGUAUCCCAGUGCAGGAGCUGCAACAGGAAGUACCAGCCAGUGCCACGGGACAGGGAGUGGGGGAGUGGAGCGCUCUUCAACUGCACAACCUGCGAUAACACCUUCAGGUUGACGGCGACAAAAGGGACAGCUUGUAUGUGUGUAUUGAUCGCCCCGACACGCACAGCGCUGCGCGCCCUUCCGGGCAGCAGCUCAGCUGCAUGGCCGAGGACUGCUACAACCCCCAGGUGUGGUGAGAGUCUCAGGUCGGUGUGCUUUGUGCACCGUGAGCACGCGUGGCAGGGCCCCCGGGUCCCCGGGACGCACUGUGUGCACGCGCGCACCCUGCACGUGACGAGGCGCGUCACGUGCUGUGUGCACGCGAGCGAGCCGCACGUCAGCAGCGCCUCCACGGUGGCCACGUGCAUCAGCCAGGGCAGCCUCGUGGAGCACGAGGACGUCCUCAUCGAGCAGGACCUCUUGGAGGAGGACGAGAAUCGGCGCCACUGAGCGUGCCGCGAGCGAGGUUCCAACGCGAGUAACGCGCGAGCCUCCUCGGCGCCUUUGCGUUGGGUCGUGUUUUUAAAUCGAGCUGUGAAAGUGCCUUGUUUUCUUCAGCUUUUAAAAAAUAGCACUUGCCUACAGUUGAUUUGCGUUUAACCGAAGCACAAUAAAUUUCUAUUUAAAGCUUUCGUGACUGCAAUGAUUCAUCUUCUUUGGUUCUUUCGGUAAAGUCACGUAGAAUGA
Molecule: messenger RNA, 744 nt
Organism: Petromyzon marinus (sea lamprey)
Lineage: Eukaryota; Metazoa; Chordata; Hyperoartia; Petromyzontiformes; Petromyzontidae
Source: RefSeq, a predicted model, not a curated record